Colossoma macropomum (tambaqui) is the source of this 4438-nucleotide messenger RNA. It is a transcript of the gene arhgap36, whose product is annotated as Rho GTPase activating protein 36. The transcript is spliced from 12 exons. Bases 404 to 2335 code for a protein of 643 amino acids. The record is from RefSeq and is a predicted model, not a curated record. Gene Ontology annotation, biological process: signal transduction. NCBI's taxonomy places the organism in Eukaryota, Metazoa, Chordata, Actinopteri, Characiformes, Serrasalmidae.
AGUGGAGGAGGGAAUGGAGGGAUGAUCACGGGGUCGGUCCAAGUGGUGAGGAGUUUUGUUACAGAGAGACGAGCUCCAGCAAGUUUAGCACUGUGUUGCCAGCUGAGUAUUUCCUGUUUCAGGCACAGUGCAGUGGAGUUUCUGUUGUGUCUUAGAGGCUAGUAUUUUAUCAACUGGAGCACACACACACAGACACAUGCACAGAGCACCCUGCACAGGAAAGCAGACUGCUAUCAUUUUUCAGAGACACAGCUCCACAGAUGUUCUGUAGCUCUUCUACUCUUCAGCAGCCCCUACAGCAGGCCCAUGGACUUCUGACUGGCUCCACGGUCUUCGUCUGUGGAUCUUCUUUUGUGGUUGAAACGCUUUAUGCAGGUCGUUUUACUUUUGCUGCUGUACUGUGAUGGUUCGGUUCUAUGUGGCACCGCAUAGAGCCUCAUGUACAGCCAUGCAGCCCGAGGACCCUGUGCGUCAGGACAUGCAGUUUUAUUAUGUGGGUGACCACACGUGGGCCACCAUGUUGGGUCAGAGUGUGAAGCUGCAGCCGGUGGCCAUUCAGAACCUGUCGGAGCUGGAGCGAGUGCGUCUGCAGGAAGUGGCUCUCUAUCACCUGGAGGAGCGUGACCUGGACUUCAAAAUCAGCAUCCCCAGAGAGACUCGCAAGAGGAGGAAAUCGCUCAGAAGAAAGUUUGAUUCAUUUUCCAAGGAGAAGAAGGAGCGAGAAACAGCCCCCAAGGCAUUUGGGAUCCCUCUGUCCCAGGUGAUCGCCAACGACCGCGCCUAUAAGCAGCGGCAGGACGCUCUGAAGGAGAGCCGCAGGGACUGUCUGGAGCUGGAAGCCAGUGUUAUGCGCUUCAGGGCAGAGAAAUGUCAGCAGAAUGGCAGCACAGCCAUGGCUCCUGGAGCCUCAUCCUCAUCAGUACUGGAGCUCCACAACAAGCCCCUCUCCCCGACAUUCCUGGACAACAGCUCGCGCAGUCACAGACGGGGUGGCAUGUCAGUGGACUCUAUCUCUGACUUGGUGGAGAGUCAGUCCAGGCUGCUGGAGGCUCUGCAGCUCUCUCAUCCUAAUGAGCUGGACAUCAAGAAGACAUCGACAGGCCGGACGCAGGGCAAAUUGAGUCUGAACCCCAUCUACAGACAGGUGCCCCGAGUCAUGGAGCGCUGCUGCCAACACAUCCUCACCUACGGGCUGCAGACGGUGGGGAUUUUCCGAGUGGGUAGCUCCAAAAAGAGAGUGCGCCAACUGCGUGAGGACUUUAACAGUGGGACAGAUGUUUUGCUGGACGAGGAGCACAGUGUUCAUGACGUGGCGGCUCUGCUGAAGGAGUUCCUGAGGGACAUGCCUGAUCCCCUGCUUCCCCGAGAACUCUACUGCGCCUUCCUGCAUGCUAACCAUUUGCGGGGAGCUGAUCAGCUGACGUAUCUGCAGCAGUUGUUGUAUCUGUUGCCUCCAUGUAACUGCGACACACUGUUCAGACUGCUGAGUUUACUGCACACAGUCCAGGAGCACGCUCACGACUCCAGUGGCCCUGACCAGCAGGAGGUACCAGGUAAUAAGAUGACGGCAGCGAACUUGGCUGUGAUCUUUGGGCCAAAUCUUCUGCAGAAGGAGAGAGGAGCAGAUAAGGACCUGAGCCCACAGGCCAUGGGCAUAGAGGACAGCGCUGCCAUCAUCUCCGUCACCCUACUGCUCAUCCAGCACUACAAGCGCCUCUUCACGGUGUCUGCAGAGCUCCAGCAGGAGGUGCUUAUGAGUCUAAUUCAGACUGACCCAGAUGUCAUAGACUACCUACUGCGCAGGAAACUCAGUGGCAGUAGUGUGACGGUGGAGCCGGAUGUUGGGGCCCGCAGGGACACUCAGACAUCUCUAGACUCAGUGGGUCAGUCCAGUGAUGACCUGUCCCCAGUAGAGCCCAUCUCCCCUCUGUUUGGGGACUCGGCCAGUAGAGGCAGUCUGAGCAGUGAGGUUUUCUUUAACGUGCUGCGCCUCAACACCAACAGAAAACGUUCUUCAGAGACUCCAACAAAGUCUAUAGCCCAGAUGCGGCAGUUCCACUCCCAUCACAACCUAAUGAGCCUCACUCAGCCUUCCAGCCACCUCCUGGUCGAUGAACGAGAGGAGCAGGAGCGGGAAGGUGGCUUCAUGGGGCAACCUUGUCCAGGAGAGGGCCAGCGUGACAGUGGCUCCCAGCCCCAGAGCCCUAAAGAGCGGAGUGUGUGGGUGCGGCAGGGCUCCAACGCCUCCUCCACCACCUCAGAAGACAGCAAGCAGCCAAGCAACUUCUGGGACUUUUUCACUGGCAAGGUGUCAGGCUCUGAGACCAUAGUAUGACCUCUAGACCAGCUAGAGUAGUUUGCAUAGCAAGUGUGGACUGUAGAAUUAUUCACCUGCUUCAUAGAGACUGUAAUACUCUCUCUUUAACAAACCCACACCUCACAACAAAAUACUGUGUUGUGGAUAUUGUGUGCUUUCUUGAGAUGUUAGUUAACCCUCCUACUCCUUUUGUUCUGAAGUGCCAUACAGUGCAUGAUCAUAUGUGGCUACAUUACAAACACCAGCAGAGAAUGACUGUAUUGUCCAUUGGACGAAUGGUAAACCCAGAGGAGCCAAGUGAUACGUAACAACCAUAAUCAGUGUUAAGUGUUAAAGGGGAAUUUUACUAACUUUUCAAUAUUUAUGCAUAACUCAUCAUUAAGAUGUAAACAAAGUUGAUUUGGUGUGAAAUGCUCUGUUCUAGAGAAACUCAGAGUUGUUCACAGUGAUGGUGAUAGGAACCAGACGUCUGAAGAAAUUCAACGCUCCUAAAAUCUCCCUCACAGAAACUUAUUGCAUGAAGUGGUUAUGAAUUAGAUGUCUGAGACAUUGUUUUUACAAAAGUUUUGAGAAAGUUUUAACUUAAAACAUAUUUUUAAAAUCCAUUCUUGUGCAGUGGAACAUAUAAGGCUUUACAAGAAAAUCAGUCCCCAAAGAAAACCUUUUCCGAUUUACCACUAUUUUACUAUUAUCAACAUUGCAUAUAAAAACUCAAAAGACAUGCGCAUGUUCACUGGUCAUUGUGAAUAGUAAAAAAAAUGGCUAUAUUUCGGUUGUAGGCAUCAUGAUCAGGUUUCCAUUUGGGUUCUCUACAGUGAACCAUUUCACAUCACACCACUAUCUUUGUUCAUAUCUCAACAAUUGAAUUAUGCAGAAAUGUGGGAAAAUCUGUGGGAUUCCCCUUUCAUAUGAGGAUAUUCUUUUAAAAUGGAAAUUUCUCUCUGAGGUAUUUGAUAUACAUGGGCCAUAAAUCUUGGCCACCAUGAAGAUGCUGUUUAGUGUAAAUAUGUCAUAAGCAGUUACUGUACUCACACAGAGAGCAGCUUUUAUAUACAUGGCUUCAAACAUGCCUUCCCUUCUGUGGGAUUUUUCUUUUUUUAUCACAAAACUGAAAAAAUAAAAGAUUGUUUUGAAAUGACUCCCUUAGAGCUGGUUUCUCUAAGGAGCCUAAAAUUGUUCAUAAAGAGGUGUUUCUCACUAGCCCUUUAUGCUGUAGACUACCUACAGGUUCCCAUCCUCACCACUUGCUGCAAUGAUCUAGAAUUGUGGUUCCCAAUUUCCAGUCCAGGAAACUCCUGUUCCUGCAUGUUUUGCCUGUAUCUUCCCUGCUCCAGGUUGCCUUAAUUGCAUAACCUUUUUAAUUAGUGGCUUAAAAUUAGCUGAUGAGUAAAGUGUGUUAGAUUUGGGAAAACACAAUCAAAACGUGACUCAGAUUGUGAACCUCUGUUCUACAACGUUUGUACAGUUCAGUCGGGAUGCACUGAUAUGGGAAUUGUUGGCUGAUAUUUUUCAUGUAAAUAUCUGCUGAUGGCGAUACAUAAACAUUUAGAGUUGUAUACAAGAAGUUUAAGCUCCCCUGAUCAAAUGACACGUUUUGUUGAUUUUUCAAGUGAAAUAAGUUAAUCCUAUACAGAGAACUCACUUCUGCACACCUCAGUGCAUAAUUACUGUUUAUUUGCUGUAUUUAUUCAUUUAACUGAAAAAUAAACAAACAAAAUGUGUCAAAUGUAAAAGUUACGGCAGAUUUUAAAUGUUAUAUUUUACUAAUAUGUUAAACUCAGCAAAUAAAUAGAAAUUGUGCACUAAAAUUAGAGGGUUGCAAAUGCAGUAAAAUGAAUCAAAUGCAAUUAUUUGAUCACCAUAGCCCACCAUCACCUAAACCCUCUGCUCUUCUAAAGUGCAAUAAAUACAUCACUGAACAUUGUUUUGAAAUAUCAGUCAAAUCUAAACACCUGUCUGAUGAUAUUUUUUAAGCAAUUACCUGCUGAUACCAAUAUGAUUCCAAAAUCAUUGUGCAUCCCUACUGUUUAGUGUUUGUUGCUUAAUAGAACAGCCCUACACUGUUAAAAAAGAUGGUUCUUCAAGGGUUCUUAAGUAAACAAAAUGGUUCUAUAUAGAGCA